Messenger RNA from Nilaparvata lugens (brown planthopper), 3491 nucleotides. It is a transcript of the gene TyrRS, whose product is annotated as tyrosine--tRNA ligase, cytoplasmic. Gene Ontology annotation, biological process: tyrosyl-tRNA aminoacylation. Gene Ontology annotation, molecular function: tyrosine-tRNA ligase activity; tRNA binding; ATP binding. The record is from RefSeq and is a predicted model, not a curated record. The transcript is spliced from 11 exons. Bases 136 to 1773 code for a protein of 545 amino acids. Lineage: Eukaryota; Metazoa; Arthropoda; Insecta; Hemiptera; Delphacidae.
UUCCACAUCGACAUACUACAACAGCUGUUUCAAUUCUUAUGUCUUUUAGGUUACCAUUACCGUACCAGGAAUUCUCCUUCUUUAUGUCAGCGCAAUUAUAGCAUAAGUACUGGAAAACUAGAGCAAUUGACACAGAUGAUCAUGGGAGUAAGCAGCCAAGAUAGCACCGGCACAUGGCAGACAAAACUGGAGCUGAUCUCUCGCAACCUGCAAGAGGUGUUGGGAGAGGAUCGAAUGACGGCCAUCUUGAAAGAGCGCGACCUGAAGAUAUAUUGGGGCACAGCGACCACUGGGAGGCCGCAUAUCGCCUACUUCGUGCCCAUGUCCAAGAUCGGUGACUUUCUGAGAGCUGGCUGUGAGGUGACAAUCCUGUUCGCAGACCUGCAUGCCUACCUGGACAACAUGAAGGCGCCAUGGGAGUUGCUGGCACUCAGAACACAGUACUAUGAACACGUGAUCAAGGCUAUGCUCAGGUCGAUCGGUGUGCCGUUGGAUAAACUGAAGUUUGUUCGCGGUACCGACUAUCAGCUAUCCAAAGAAUACACGUUGGACGUGUACCGACUGAGUUCUGUGAUAACAGAGCAUGACGCGAAAAAAGCUGGAGCCGAAGUGGUGAAGCAAGUGGAGCAUCCACUGCUUUCAGGCCUCUUGUACCCUGGACUGCAGGCUCUGGAUGAGGAAUACCUGAAAGUGGACGCUCAGUUCGGUGGUGUGGACCAGAGAAAGAUUUUCACAAUGUCGGAAAAGUAUCUGCCCCAAUUGGGAUAUGCUAAACGCAUUCAUCUCAUGAAUCCCAUGGUGGCCGGUCUAGCGGGAGGCAAGAUGUCUUCCUCGGAAGAGGACAGCAAGAUAGAUUUGUUGGAUAGUCCGGCUGCUGUUAAGAAGAAGCUGAAGAAGGCAUUCUGUGAGCCUGGCAACGUGGACGAUAACGGGGUACUGGCAUUCGCAAAGCAUGUUGUCUUCAGUCUCUUCAAGUCUGGCCAGAAGUUCGAGAUCCACCGCGACGAUAAGAACGGAGGCAAUUUGUCGUUUGCGACUUACGACGAACUGGCCGCUUGCUUUGCGACGUCGCAACUGCAUCCGGCCGAUUUGAAAGCGGCAACCGAACGAUACAUCAACGAUUUGUUGGAGCCGAUACGUCGAACUUUCGAGGCACCCGAACUGAAGGCCUUGGCUGCGUCCGCCUAUCCGCCACCGGCAGGCAAGAAACAGCAACCUGCUCAGGCCAAACAAGGCGGGGGUGGUGGCACGGCUACGAACGACGCCAUAGAUCCCAGCCGAUUGGACGUGAGAGUUGGCAAAAUUGUUAAAGUCGACAAACAUCCUGAUGCAGAUGCUCUCUACGUAGAACACAUCGAUCUAGGUGAAGAGGAGCCGCGUACUAUAGUGAGUGGCCUGGUGAAGUAUGUGCCCAUAGAAGAGAUGCAGGAUAGAAUGGUGGUCGUGCUAUGCAAUUUGAAACCGGCCAAAAUGCGGGGAGUCGAAUCGCAGGGAAUGGUGCUCUGCGCCUCUGUUGAGGAGGGUGACACCAAGUGUGUGGAGCCUCUUCUACCUCCCGCUGGGAGCGCUGCCGGCGACAGGGUGCAUGUAGAUGGCUACGAAAGUUCGCGACAACCAGAUGCUGUACUCAACCCUAAGAAGAAGAUAUGGGAACAGUUGCAGGUCGACCUGAAAACAUCGUCCAGUUGCGAGGCGCAAUGGAAGGGAAGCAGCUUGCAAACUAAACUCGGAAAAGUAACCUGUAAAUCUAUGAAAAAUGCUCCAAUCAAGUGAAUUUGCAUAACAAAAUUCUACAGGUUUAAUCAUAUGAAAAUCUAUGAAAAAUGCUCCAAUCAAGUGAAUUUGCACUGCAAAAUUCUGCAGGUCUAAUUAUCAUUUAAUUUUUUUGACGGUCGCUUAUGGUGGCGGCUUGUAAUACAAAAUGCCACGACUUUUUAUUUUUCAGAACAAAAUAAUUCUAUUUCUCCAGUUGCACUCUGCGACUUCACUUGGUACACUGAAAACUGUCUACAUUCAAAGUUGUAUAGUAGAAUAAAAUGUAUUGAGAUUUAGGCCUACUUCUAACUGUCAUUAUUCCUUGAAAAUUAUUUAUUUAUUUAUACAUUAAUGAAUACCAUAUCAUUCUCAACUAUGAAUGAUUGGGGAAGGAACAACAGGCUUAAAGCCUAAAACUGUUACUUUCCCAAAUUUGGUUAGAAAUUGACCAAAAAUAGGUUAUGUUCAUCACUUCAUAUUAUGAAUACUAUCUAUUGAAAGUAUUUUAAUAGGGCUAAUUGAGUUGUUUAUUAUAGAAAUUACUAUUAUCGUACUAUUUAUACUUCUUUAAAUUAUAAGCACAACUAUUCUUGAACUAGAAACUAGUUGUGCUUAUAUUUAGGGCCGGUUUCCGAGCUCGGGAUUUAGGUAAGUUCUAGACUUUAAACAGCUGGAGUCAGAAAAUUGGCUUUCCAAAACGGGGCGUAGUCGCAGUAAAUAGUUGCAGCAAAAUAAAUCUUUAUGUUCUCAUUUCUAUAAUUGAAAACGUUUUUCCUUGACGAAAUGAAACAUUCCUAAUUAAUUCAAAAUAGCUGAAAAUUUACAAUAUUUUCUCUCUAUUUUAUAGUUUUUCGAAAUUCAAUUUAAACGUGACUUUGACAAUGACUACGACUACGCCACGUUUUGGAAAGCCAAUUUUCUGACUCCAGCUGUUUAAAGUCUAGAACUUAGCUAAAUCCCGAGCUCGGAAACCGGGCCUUAAUGUUGUGUUUUAAAGUACGAAGAGGGUAAUAUAGUAAUUAAAUCAAAUCAAAUUAUUUAUUGUCACACAACAUUAAAAUGUUACAACAACGUCAUUAAUAACACAGAGAACAUCAAUUUAAAAAAGAAAUCUUCAACUUUAUAUAAACAUUCAUUGACCAGUACUUUUUUCAAAUAUUUACAGUAACUAUUAAAGCUCAUUCUUUUGAUAUUUUCAGGCAAAGCGUUAUAAAGUUUUAUUGACAUGUAUUGCCAGUUUUUUUGAGAACUUGUAAAUUGGUAAUACUCGACUCUUAUAUUAUGUUGGUGUAUCCUAGAGUUAACAUCAUAUUCAUUCUAUAAUAAUCUAUAAUAAUUGAACGUGAAUAUUAUAUUUUCUACAGGGCUAGUAGAUAUUUUUAUUAUUUAUAGAAUUUCUAGUGUCCAUUUAUUUUAUUUGCUUGUCUUUGGACGUGUCAGCUAAGAAAAUUGAAAUAUACUAGGGAUUCUACAUAAUACUCCAGAUAAAACUUGAAUGGGAAGUAUUCCAUUUUAAAUUUGAUGACAGUUUGAUGUCAAUCUCUGUUUUCAAUAUUAUUUCUGAGAUCUGUUUCAUUUUUUAUAUACACAGUUUUUUUAUUUCUGAGAUCUGUUUCAUUUUUCAUUAUAUUAUUCAUGAAUUUUGUCAUUGAUCAACUGAAAAAUAAGCAAUAAUGUUAUAUCGGGUAUGUUGUGAUAUUUGAAAGAAAUGAAAUAGAUGAAUUUCGAACUGCUAA